AGUCUGCAGAUCAGCUAGAGCUCAGAAACUCUCUUGACAUCAUCCCAUAGACACAGAUUGAAGACCUGAACCCCCACCCAAAAGGCCUGAAGUUCAAAACAUGGGUAAUCGCCAGUGCAGUGUUGAGAUUGAGAACACCUCUACUUUCACCCUAUGCAAUGAGAUGUCUCACUCUAUCAGUGGAUUCUGUGAUGAUCCUCUGCCUCCAAGAAUCAACCAAUCUGAAACAGGCAGUGCUCGCUUCGUCAAGACUCCCGACACAGCCUGUGGGGCUGUGGGCGUCUUCACCUAUGACAUCUAUGAUAAAUCCAAAAAUCAGAGCAUCGGAAAAAUAGCUGUGAUGUUCUCUAAUCCGCAUGACUUUGGUUCCUACUCUAACUGGUACGCAGUGGGAGUGUUCAGCAUGAAAAAGCCCUGUGACUAUGAGCUGUAUAAGGAGAUGUAUUACGGGAAUGAGACGACAUUUGUCAGGGGUCUAGCCUCUAGUGGCAGUCUCACUUACAGGAGCUCCUCAGUGACCAUCAGUGCCACUAUGUCGGAUAGCUACGAGCCUGUCCUCAAGAUCAAUGUCUACAACAAGUGACACCAGGGGUGCAUUGAAAUUCUAGCAUCAAUGCAGUGUUGAAACACCUAUGGCGGUAACAAUAAUUUCAGAGCAAAUUAAUUAAAUUUAUAGAUGAAAAUUAGCUAUGGUGCUAACUC
This is a messenger RNA of Alosa alosa (allis shad), 702 nucleotides long. Its product is annotated as DELTA-sagatoxin-Srs1a-like. The record is from RefSeq and is a predicted model, not a curated record. Lineage: Eukaryota; Metazoa; Chordata; Actinopteri; Clupeiformes; Clupeidae. Gene Ontology annotation, cellular component: pore complex. The coding region runs from base 101 to 583 and encodes 160 amino acids. The transcript has 3 exons. Gene Ontology annotation, biological process: cytolysis in another organism; pore complex assembly; monoatomic cation transport. Gene Ontology annotation, molecular function: channel activity.